AUGCUGAACAUCGAAACGCACGCGGACGAUUCGUUCUCGCAGGAGCAGGAGUUCUCCUUCACCGAAUCCUCGCUGAUCACGUCGGUGAGCGCGCCUUCUUCGCGACAGAACUGCUUCUUCUACGCCUCGAUGAACUCCAUUUCCCUCGUCGAUUCCCGCGUCUACAAGCCCGUCACGCGCAUUCCCGUCAACAGCUCGCUCGGAGUCAUCACCAGCCUCGCUUACGGUUCGCUUCUUUUCGGCUCCUCACCUCCAGACAGCGCCAGCGAGAUUUUGGUGGCGUCCACUUCGCGCGGAUCGAUCCAAGUGUACAACAUGCGCUACCCGCUGCUCGUUAAUCUCUGGCAGCAGUCCGACCAGGCCUCCAUCACGCGAACUCGCCUGGGCCAGCGGCUGGAGUCCAUUCCGACGCUGUGGACCGCGAGCGGAAAUAACCGCGUGUAUCUGUGGAAUCUGGAGUCGGGAGAGUGCUGCCGCUCGCUGCAGGUCGGCGAGCAGUCCGCUGUGGAAUUGAACCACGUGUCGCUGAAGAACUUGAACGAAUCGACGUUCGGAUUGGUGGAUAGCCACAUGCCCGUCUAUCAACACAGCAUCAACGCGAUGGUCAUGCCGCCCUAUCUGAACUCUUACUCGCCUUACGAUCCGAGCUAUGUGCUGACUGCUGGAGGCGAUCGCUGCGUGCGAUUCUGGAGCUUCGAAGAGUCGGAGCCGUCGUACACGGUGUGCAGCGUGGAGAAGAGCGGCGUGGAGGACUACUACAAGAUGGAAGGAACGGUUUGCAAGUGCGUGGAGGCGAAGAGGGACAUCGCGACGUCGUCGAGAAGCAGCGAAGUGCAUCCAGUGCAUCCGAAGGCGAUUACGGAUAUGGUGGUGACUGGAAACGAGAAGGAAGAAUUGCUGCUGACGAGCUGCAUGGACGGAGUAAUUCGAAUUUGGAAGUAG
This is a messenger RNA of Blastocystis hominis, 942 nucleotides long. RefSeq lists its product as hypothetical. The record is from RefSeq and is a predicted model, not a curated record. Bases 1 to 942 code for a protein of 313 amino acids. Gene Ontology annotation, molecular function: protein serine/threonine kinase activity; protein binding. NCBI's taxonomy places the organism in Eukaryota, Bigyra, Opalinata, Blastocystidae. Gene Ontology annotation, cellular component: late endosome; nucleus-vacuole junction; phosphatidylinositol 3-kinase complex, class III, type I. The transcript has 5 exons. Gene Ontology annotation, biological process: autophagy of peroxisome; protein targeting to vacuole; macroautophagy.